AUGGAGGUCGUCGCCGCCAUCGGAGCAGUGCCAUCGCUUAUUGGUGGCGUCUUGGGCAUUAUCGACGUGACAGGCAGAUGCAUUACCCUCCUUGCGGACCUACGUUCACGCUUCAAAGAUGUUCCAAUUGCUGUGGAGUCGAUGUCGGCUCAGCUUUCGACGCUGAGAGCCGCACUCGAGCAGAUCCGAUUCUGGAUAGAGCAGGAUCUUGCGCUCGACAACCAGCAUUACCAGCUCACAAUGGACCUUGGGACAGCGAUUCGCUGCUGCAAGCUGCACAUGGACUUCCUGCGUGAUCAAUUGUCGGCAGUUCAGUACACCGAUGCUGACGAAAUGACCUUCAAGAGCAGGGUCAACCUGGUACUCGAGGGCAGAGGGAUCGAGAAUUGCCUCACGAGGCUAGACCGACAAACUCAUGCGUUGAACCUUCUGAUUACGGCUUUCCAGCGUCGCGAUCACAAAGAACAAAAGGCUGUGCUCCAGUCGCCACGAUCUCGAAAGCUUUUCGGUCAGCUCGAGGAAGACUCCUCGUCCCUGAUAGUCAUCUACGACGGCGCCUCGUUUGUGACUGAUCGGACCGUAACAAGCACAAAUACAUCACAGUUCUCACUUCGUCCACACCUCGACACGGAGAUCCUGCGAGCUAAGGUCUACAAGAGCACACUUACCUCUCUGAUGAAGAGGGCCACAAGACGGCAUACAGGCGUAGCUUCCGCACCACAGCAAUCACCGCCGGCGCCAUUGAUACCAGACUUUAGCAUUGACGCCAAGGCACAGAUACAGAGAAAGGAAUCUCUGGAGCGCCUACAGCCGCCCGCGGUCGUGGGCCUAGACAUUGAUGCGUCUUUCAAUUUCGAUCUCAGCCAAGUCGACCACUCUGCCUACCUCAAAUACGGGCUGCCACUAAAUCGCAUUGAACAUCGGAAUAUGUGUGGACUCAAGACCAUCGGCAAAGAGUCUCCCAUGCAUCAUCGAAUCGAGAAUGAAAUUCGUGCAGGCCGCCACAUGCCACCACUUGCGACAAAAGACACCGCAGCCGAAACUGAAUUGGAGUCUGCUGAAGGGAUACCUGCAUCCAUCGCCACAUGGUCUGAAGUGGGAGCAAACUGGAAUGCCAUGUCUGGUACAUACUCAAUUUCCGUAUCACCAGGCCUUAUGAAGGCUAUUGGAGACCCAAUCGACCAGAAUGAGCUCGAGGUAAUUGCAGGUUGCCGCCCUUUCACAUCGUUUGACAAUCAACGCUCGCCGUUUGAGUUCAAGCUCUCCUCCGACACGCGUGUAACACUGGACUUUCAGCUCAGUCUCUGGUUCCGCUGCUUCAUAGACAGUGAGCACGCCAUUUUCAGGAAUUCCACCUCGGGAACCUACCAGAGCAAGCAGGGUUGUCAAACGCUGCUUAAGUUUACGUGUCGGAGCAAGGAAGAUCGCUAUACGUUGCUACGCAUGAUCUUGCAGGCACGACCCAUUGAUGCUGAGGCCCAAGCAAGCCCUUCGCACGAGACUAAGUUCUGGCAGAACGAUAGGGUUGACAUGCUGCAACUCAGUUCGAACAGUCAUCUAUGGCGCACUGUGUCAGCUAAGAGGGACAGGCAUGAUGCAACCUCGCCAACUGAUGCAGAUAUCUUCCGUGUGUACCUCAAGCCCCAUCUUCUUCGCCGUCACGGGGCGCCACAAAACAACUAUGAGCUCCAACUUAUGCUGCGCAUGAGCAACCUCUUGGAACGGGGUGCAUCCUACAAGAAGCUAGAGGUCCAACUGCUGUUGCAAAGGGGACUGAACCCUAUUCAGUUUGGCCCUAUGGCCCUUUAUCAUCGUCCGUUUGAUGCAUCGCUCCUGGACCCGACGAUCCACAAUCACAAUUACGCGGCACUGAAUGUAUCCGAAGAGAAAGAGCUGGCCCGCUCGUACUCCUACGCUGGUGGUAGCUCCGCGGAAUCCACGACAGGAAUGGCGACGUUUGAAUGGGACUUCUUACAUGAACGUCCUGUGCCUGGCCAAUUGCUACCACCUCUCUAUGCCAGCAUCCUUAGGACUGCACAUCCCUUGAGCGGGGGCUUGAAUGCUCGAUCUUCACCAUCAAUUGACUCUUCGGCAACACCAGUUCAGAAGUCUCCAGACAGCCAAAGCUUUCUGGCAAAUGUAAGUCCACAAGAGCGACUGGCUAAGCUCGAAUCUUUGCCGAAACCAGUGCGCGUUGCUGGCUCUGACACGCCUCAAAAAGACUCGCCUCCCUUCACAGCUCUCCCAAAUCCUCUGGAUCUCAUUACCGAAGCCCGCCCUCCCGGCGACGCGCCUGGGUCUGCCGUGGAGGUUCGCCGAAGACUAUCUGCUGCUUCCCAGAUUACAGUACUGCAUUGCGAAUCUCCAGAUCCAAAUCUAUUAGGCACCGGCAAGACCUUCUGA
Cyphellophora europaea CBS 101466 is the source of this 2403-nucleotide messenger RNA. RefSeq lists its product as uncharacterized. Lineage: Eukaryota; Fungi; Ascomycota; Eurotiomycetes; Chaetothyriales; Cyphellophoraceae. The record is from RefSeq and is a predicted model, not a curated record. The transcript has 2 exons. The coding region runs from base 1 to 2403 and encodes 800 amino acids.